AUGAAUUCCUCUUGGGGAGGAGCUGCCAAUGAAACCCCCUCCUCCGACAGGGGCGCUGGGAGCUCUCCCUCUCCAGCUGCCUUCAGUGGUCCCCUGCGCACCAUCGAACCCUGGAAUUACAAAGUUCUGGCGACGUUAAUGUUUCUCGUGACAUUUCUGUCACUGUCUGAAAACUUCCUCGUCUUGCUGGUGACCUACAGAUACAAGCAGCUACGCCAGCCUCUCAACUACAUCAUUCUCAAUCUGUCAGGAGCCGAUUUCCUGGCCUCGCUGGUGGGUGGCACUCUCAGCUUCCUCACCAACCUUUACGGAUAUUUCUUCCUGGGCGCCUGGGCGUGCGUUCUGGAAGGUUUUGCGGUAACUUUCUUCGGCAUUGUGGCACUCUGGUCACUUGCAGUGCUAGCCUUUGAGCGGUAUUUUGUGAUCUGCCGGCCACUGGGUAAUAUCCGCUUGCAGGGAAAGCACGCUGCCCUUGGCAUUGUCUUCAUUUGGGUGUUUUCCUUCAUCUGGACUUUCCCACCUAUCAUUGGCUGGAGCAGUUACACUCUCAGUCCAAUUGGCACAACCUGUGAACCUAAUUGGUAUUCUGGAGAACUCAAAGAUCACUCCUAUAUUAUUGCACUUUUUACAACUUGUUUCAUAAUGCCCUUAUUGCUUAUAUUUGUAUCUUACGGAAAACUGAUGACGAGACUAAGGAAGGUGGCAAAUACGCAAGGGAGGUUGGGAGUUGCAAGAAAACCUGAAAAGCAAGUCACCAGGAUGGUAAUUGUCAUGAUAGUGGCAUUUCUUUUCUGCUGGUCACCAUACUCGGUUUUCUCCAUAAUGGUGACUAUUUGUCCAACCAUUGAGUUAGAUCCACGGAUAGCAGCAAUACCAGCUUUCUUCGCAAAAACUGCAACAGUUUAUAAUCCAAUCAUUUACGUGUUCAUGAAUGGACAGUUUAGGAAAUGUCUCCUUCAAAUGUUCAGCCUCUCCGAACCCGAAAUCAACCCAACAGCAGAGCAUGCAAUGCAAGCAGGUAACAAUAAUGAGAGAGAAAUGUCCACCAUUGCAACACGGAUGACUUCUUACUGCAAUACAGCACCAAGACCAGAAGAAGGAAACAAACGUGACACCUUUGCUCAACUGCCAAUUCCUGAAAAUGAAGCAUACCCAGUGUAA
Molecule: messenger RNA, 1161 nt
Organism: Hemiscyllium ocellatum (epaulette shark)
Lineage: Eukaryota; Metazoa; Chordata; Chondrichthyes; Orectolobiformes; Hemiscylliidae
Gene: valopa
Product: vertebrate ancient long opsin a
Exons: 5
Coding region: 1-1161 (386 amino acids)
Biological process (GO): G protein-coupled receptor signaling pathway; visual perception
Cellular component (GO): membrane; photoreceptor outer segment
Molecular function (GO): G protein-coupled receptor activity
Source: RefSeq, a predicted model, not a curated record